Messenger RNA from Drosophila ananassae, 2326 nucleotides. RefSeq names its product nucleosomal histone kinase 1 (gene ball). The transcript has 2 exons. Gene Ontology annotation, molecular function: protein serine/threonine kinase activity; ATP binding. Gene Ontology annotation, cellular component: nucleus; cytoplasm. The coding region runs from base 360 to 2171 and encodes 603 amino acids. Gene Ontology annotation, biological process: signal transduction; peptidyl-serine phosphorylation. The record is from RefSeq and is a predicted model, not a curated record. Lineage: Eukaryota; Metazoa; Arthropoda; Insecta; Diptera; Drosophilidae.
UUUAAUUAAACAUAACUCGAUUUAGAGAACAUUUACUUCAUUUUCUGUCAGUUUAGUCGAUAUUGAACAUCAUAAUUUAAUUUUAAAAAAUAAAAAACCGCGCAUGUCAAAGUAAAUUGUUGGUUGUCAUAUUUCCUAAAUUCUUGCAAUUCAGCAUUAUUAGUUUAUUUUUAAAUUUUAUAUUUUAACAACAUGCGAAUAGUGGUAUCUUUAGAUUUUUAUAGUUAAUUAAGUUGGCAUCCCUGCAGAGGACGCCUCGCCAAAAGUGGCAACUCCGUGGAACUGUGUCUGUGGCGGCAUUUCGAGCGGAAUUAAGAUCCUUCGUUUAUUUUGCAUUAUUCACUGUCAGUUCAAAAGGUAUGCCGCGCGUUGUCAAACCCAAAGCUGCUGCCGGCACAGCGCCGGCAAAAAAAGCCGCGCCGGCUAAAAAGGGCAAGAGUAAGCUGUACGACAUGCCAGAAAAGGUUCCGGAAGGCACUGUCUUCACGGACAUGACAAAGGGGCAGUGGCGGAUUGGCAAAUCUAUUGGGAUCGGGGGUUUCGGCGAGAUCUACUCCGCCUGCAAAGUGGGUGAAAAGAACUACGAUGCUGUGGUGAAAUGCGAGCCACACGGCAAUGGACCACUCUUUGUGGAGAUGCAUUUCUACCUGCGAAACGCCAAGCAAGACGACAUCAAACAGUUCAAGCAGAAGAAGGGCAUUAAAUCUCUGGGCAUGCCCUACAUCCUGGCCAAUGGAUCCGCAGAUGUCAAUGGACAGAAGCACAGAUUUAUAGUGAUGCCGCGCUAUGGCUCCGACAUAUCCAAGUUCUUCUUGGAGAAUGGCAAGAUACUGCCCGAAGGUACCGUGUACAGGCUGGCAAUUCAAAUGUUAGACGUAUAUCAAUACAUGCACGGAACUGGCUACGUUCAUGCGGACCUUAAGGCGUCCAAUAUCCUGUUGGGAUUGGGAAAAGGCGGUGGCGCGCAGGCCUAUCUGGUCGAUUUUGGUCUGGCUUCCCACUUUGUAACGGGAGACUUUAAACCAGACCCCAAGAAAAUGCACAACGGCACCAUGGAGUAUACAUCAAGGGAUGCCCAUCAUGGUGUGCCCACGAGGCGAUCUGAUUUGGAGAUCCUGGGCUACAAUCUAAUCGAGUGGCUGGGCGCAGAGCUGCCCUGGGUCACGCAAAAACUACUCGCAACUCCGCCAAAGGUUCAAAAGGCUAAGGAAACUUUUAUGGAUGACGUCGAAGGCAGCCUGAAGUCUCUCUUUCCGAAAGGAGUUCCGGCGCCCCUUGGAAGCUUCAUGAAGUAUGUCUCCAAGCUCUCACAUAGUCAGGAGCCAGACUAUGAUUUGUGCCGUUCGUGGUUCUCGACUGCUCUUAAACAGAUGAAGAUCCCGAACUCUGGGGAUCUGGACUUUAAGCUGAAGCCACAAACCAGCAGCAACAACAACCACAGCCCAGCGAAAACUAGCAAAGUGGCAGUAGCUAAAAGGGCUAAGAAAGUGGACUCUCCGCCGGUGAACUCCUCGAUUGAGGAAAUCAUCUCGGCCAGUGAAGAUGAGGAGGAAUUAGAAGUGCUUCCGCGAAAGAGACAGGGCACUAGACCUUCGCCGAAAGCUCGAGCGGCCAAGGUGUCGCCCAGAAAACGGGUGGCUGCUUCAUCCGCUGAACAGAGCACUCCCCCAAAUCAGAAGCGCAUCAAGACUGAGCCCAAUGGCACCAAGAGCACGCCGAAAGCGACACCCAAGAGCAGUCCCCGGUUGGGUACUCCCAAUGCAGCUAAAUCUCAAACACCUAGUGCGUCGAAGCUGCAAACUCCCUCUGCCAGUGCUAAAAUUAAUUUCAGUCCGGCGAUCUCCCUGCGUGGGCGACAGGGCGGCAAAACCGUGGUCAACGAUGACUUGACCCCGAACCCGCGCUCCAACAAAACUUACGAAUUUAAUUUUGAGCUAGAUGUGAGCAUGGAUGCCAACGUCAUUGUGAAUGUCAAGCGCAAGAAGCCCGCUAAGGAACAGGCGAAGUCCUCGCCCAAAACCUCCACAUCUCGCAGCUUGGCCAGUUGCAUAGACUCGCCAGUUACUAGGGUUAAUCUGCGAAAGGUUAACGGUCACGGAGAUGAAGGAUCUCCUUCGACCGGCCGAAGUCCUCGCACACCAGCAGUCACCGUUCGCAAGUACCAACGAUAGGUGUCAUUGUUUUUUUUUGUACGUUUUCAUUAUUGCAUUUAAUAAAAUUGCUGAUUAUUAUUUAUUAAUUUUGAUAUCCUUGUGGGUUAUCCCAAACUAAGCUUAGUGGUUCAUCUUAACGGUCAAGUGUUCAAAUGGCUGUCUGAAGAAAGAAA